Molecule: messenger RNA, 384 nt
Organism: Galendromus occidentalis (western predatory mite)
Lineage: Eukaryota; Metazoa; Arthropoda; Arachnida; Mesostigmata; Phytoseiidae
Product: glycine-rich cell wall structural protein-like
Exons: 2
Coding region: 1-384 (127 amino acids)
Source: RefSeq, a predicted model, not a curated record
AUGAAGUGCUUGGCCGUUCUCGGAGCGUUCGUCGCCAUCGGCCACGCUGGCAGUUUCGGAGGAGCUGGUGGCUACGGAGGUGGUGGCCUCGGAGGAUACGGAGGAGGGACCGGCGGAUACGGAGGAGGGGCUGGAGGAUACGGUGGCGGUGGCUUCGGAGGUUUCGGCGGAGGAUACGGUGGGGGACUCGGCGGCGGAUCGGGAGGCGCGGGAGGAGGACUAGGAGGUGCAGGAGGAUACGGAGGCGGCUACGGGGGUGCCUACGCCGCUGCUGCGACUAGUAACUCGGCGGCUGCCACGAAAAACGACGCGAAAAGUGAGGCCGUCACCGCGACCUCGAGCGGAGUGAGCCAGGGUGAGGCUCCCAAGAAGAAGAAAGCCUGA